Messenger RNA from Salvelinus namaycush (lake trout), 1138 nucleotides. RefSeq names its product protein Shroom2-like. Gene Ontology annotation, biological process: actin filament organization. Gene Ontology annotation, molecular function: actin filament binding. The annotation marks the transcript as partial. The record is from RefSeq and is a predicted model, not a curated record. Gene Ontology annotation, cellular component: apical junction complex; apical plasma membrane; adherens junction. The transcript has 2 exons. Lineage: Eukaryota; Metazoa; Chordata; Actinopteri; Salmoniformes; Salmonidae.
CCUCUGACCUCUAACCCUCUCCCUCUCGUCCUGCAGCAGGAGCUGGUGGACUCUCUCAGCAGGAAGCUGCAGGUGCUGCGUGAGGCCAGAGAGAGUCUCCAGGAGGACGUCCAUGAUAACAACGCCCUAGGAGAGGAGGUGGAGGCCACGGUGCAGCAGGUCUGUACGCCAAACCAGCUGGACAAGUUCAGGAUGUUCAUAGGAGACCUGGACAAGGUGGUCAGCCUGCUGCUGUCCCUGUCCGGACGCCUGGCCAGAGUGGAGAACGCCCUCAACAGCCUGGAGGAGGGUACAUCACCUGAGGAGAGGAGAACCCUGACAGACAAGAGGAAGCUGUUGAUCCAGCAGCAUGAGGAUGCCAAGGAGCUGAAGGAGAACCUGGACCGCCGGGAGAGAGUGGUCUACAACAUCCUGGCCUCCUACCUCCCAGAGGAGAGCCUGACCGACUACCAACACUUUGUCAAGAUGAAGUCUGCCCUCAUUAUUGAGCAGCGCAAACUAGAGGACAAGAUUAAACUGGGAGAGGAGCAGCUCAAGUGUCUAAUGGACAGCCUGCCGCUAGAGCAGAGGAUGAGCCUGUAACCCCUGACCCCUGGAUCAGAGAAUGGCCCUGUGAGGGCGACACUGGGAUCCAAACGCACAUGACUUCUCAAACUGUGUAUAAUGGACCUGACCACUCUGGCCUCACUGCAGUGGAACCCCAUGGCCACUAAGGGGCAGCAGAGAUUAGCAGAGAGGAGCAGCCGUACCCCACUAGAUGGCAGCAAAGCUCCAGACUGGAGGGGUUGUAAUGUUUAGCUGUAUCUCAACACUGAUCUGAGUCUAAUGGAGCCCUACCAGAACACAUGGCAGAUCAUAUAUAUACACAAAAAAAGUUAAAUAAAGGUUAAAUAAAUAAACAAAUUAAAAUAAACGCAACAUGAAACAAUUUCAAUGAUUUUACUGAGUUACAAUUCAUAUAAGGAAAUCAGUCAAUUGAAAUAAAUUCAUUACAUCAGAAUCUAUGGAUUUCACAUGACUGGGCAUGGGCACAGCCAAGGUUGGGCAUGGGAGGGCAUAGGCCCACCCACUGGGGAGCCAGGCCUAGCCAAUCAUAAUUAGUUUUCCCCCACAAAAGGGCUUUAUUACAGGCAGAAAU